This is a messenger RNA of Podospora anserina S mat+, 1263 nucleotides long. RefSeq lists its product as uncharacterized. The record is from RefSeq and is a predicted model, not a curated record. Bases 1 to 1263 code for a protein of 420 amino acids. NCBI's taxonomy places the organism in Eukaryota, Fungi, Ascomycota, Sordariomycetes, Sordariales, Podosporaceae. The transcript has 2 exons. Gene Ontology annotation, biological process: lipid metabolic process. Gene Ontology annotation, molecular function: glycerophosphodiester phosphodiesterase activity.
AUGGCGACCUUCCAGAAGCUUGCGAUCCUCUGCCUCGGUGCUUCCACUGUGCUUGCCGCCCCUAGCGACAAGCACAAUGGCAAGAAGACACCCAAGGUGUCGCCCAUCAAGCAGAUCUCUCUCGGACCGCGCCCCUACUGGCUCGUGGAUCAGAUGGACGAGGGGCCUCUCAAGAAGAAGCUCGCCUCUUGUUCAGAGAAGAGGAUGAAACCCAGCGACUGGAGCAUUUCUCACCGUGGCGGUGGCACCCUUCAGUUCCCGGAGCAUACCUACGACUCAAUUAUUGCUGGUACCAGAAUGGGAGCCGGCAUUCAGGAAUGCGAUGUCACCUUCACCAAAGACCUUCAACUCGUCUGCCGCCAUGCCCAAUGUGACUUGCACACCACAACCAACGUCGUUUCUCUCCCUGAACUUAAUGCCAAGUGCACCACCCCCUUUCAGCCUGCUUCUGGGGACAGGCCUGCUAAGGCCAAGUGUUGCACUUCGGAUUUCACUUUGGCAGAGAUCAAGACGCUUUGUGCAAAGAUGGACGCCUCGGAUCCGAAAGCAACAACCCCGGAGGAGUAUCUUGGUGGCACAGCAAGCUGGAGGACCGACCUCUACGCCAAAACCUGCAGCGAGGUGCCUACUCUCAAGGAAUUCAUCUCUCUGGUUGACGAUCUCGGUCUCAAGUUCACGCCUGAGUUGAAGGCCCCCGAGGUGCCCAUGCCCUUCAAUGGCGGCAACUACACCCAGGCGGCUUAUGCCCAACACAUGAUUGAUGAGUUCAAGGCGGCCGGUAUCAAGCCAGAGAGGGUGUGGCCACAAUCUUUUGUGUAUGAGGAUAUCCUGUACUGGCUAAAGGCUGAGCCAAAAUGGGGAAAGCAAGCCGUGUUGCUGGACGAGAGCGGCGAUGAGCCAGGUACAUUCCCCUCUGCUGUCGCGAGGCUCAAGGAGUACAAGAAGGCCGGUGUUAGGAUUGUCGCUCCUCCUCUGCCCUACUUGGUCACCGUUGAUAAGAAGGGGAAGAUUGUGCCCAGCAGCUAUGCCAUCGAAGCCAAGAAACAGAAACUCGACAUCAUUACGUGGAGCUUGGAGAGGAGCGGUUGGCUUAGUGACGGCAGCGGAGGAGGAUAUUACUAUGCAAGCGUGGCCAAUGUGACCAACGGCGAGGGAGAUGUGUACAAUCUGUUACAUGUGUUGGCUCAGGAUGUGGGAGUCAUUGGCGUCUUCUCUGAUUGGAGUGCCACGGUCACAUACUAUGCCAAUUGCUUCGGCCUGUAG